Molecule: messenger RNA, 1653 nt
Organism: Drosophila obscura
Lineage: Eukaryota; Metazoa; Arthropoda; Insecta; Diptera; Drosophilidae
Gene: Ugt35B1
Product: UDP-glycosyltransferase UGT5
Exons: 2
Coding region: 43-1611 (522 amino acids)
Molecular function (GO): UDP-glycosyltransferase activity
Source: RefSeq, a predicted model, not a curated record
UGCCGAUUCAGUGUAUUUCUGGUCUCCACUGGCAACGGAACGAUGGGGGCACUGCAAUCUCUGCUUGGUCUGCUGCUGCUGUGGCCUCUGUGCAGCCUGCAGGCGGCGCGCAUACUGGCGAUAUUUCCCUUUGCGGGUCCGUCGCAGUACAUCAAUGUGCGGCCCUAUUUGAUGGCCUUGGCCGGCCGUGGCCACGAGGUCACCUCGAUCAAUGCCUUUCCGCAGAGGAAGCCGCUGAAGAACUUUCGCGAUAUACCCGUGCUGGAGGUGUUCGACGAUUAUGAUGAUAUCAUCACUCAGGUCAGUGUGCCAAUGAAUCUCUGGGAGGAGAAUAACUUCAUCAACAAGUUCUUUGUGGACACAACGCGCGCCGUGUUCCUGAAUAAGGAGGUGCAGGAGACACUGCUGCCGCCCGGCAAGGAUCACUACGAUUUGAUUAUUGUGGAAGCUUUGCGCUCGGAUGCAUAUUAUGGCUUUUCGGCUCACUUCAAUGCGCCCCUCAUUGGCGUGUCCACCUUUGGCACUGACUGGAACAUUGAUGAGCUGGUGGGCAAUACCUCACCGCUGUCGUAUACUCCACUGCCGACGACGGGCUUUACGGAUCGCAUGACCUACCCGCAACGGCUCGCCAACGUGCUGCAUACAUCGCUUGCCUGGCUGAACUACAACCUGCUGCACAGGCCCAGGCACGAGGAGCUCUACCGGAAAUACCUGCCCGAGGCUGCAGCUCGUGUGCCACUCACGGCGCUCAGCCGCAACUUCUCCCUGGUGCUGCUCAAUCAGCACUUUUCGCUGAGUUUUGCACGGCCGUACGUGCCCAAUAUGAUCGAGGUGGGGGGUCUGCACAUAGCCCACAAGCCAGCGCCGCUGCCCAAGGACAUGGAUGAGUUCGUUCGGGGCUCGGGCGAGGCAGGCGUCAUUUAUUUCUCGCUCGGUUCGAAUGUGAGGAGCAAGGAUCUGCCGGUUGAGACGCGUGAGAAGAUACUGCGAACAUUCGCCAGCCUGCCGCAGCGUGUGCUGUGGAAGUUCGAGGAUGAUCAGCUGCCGGGCAGGCCAUCGAAUGUGUUCAUCGGCAAGUGGUUCCCCCAGCCGGACAUACUGGCCCAUCCCAAGGUCAGGCUGUUCAUCACCCACGGCGGCCUGCUCAGCACCAUCGAGAGCAUUCACCACGGCAAACCUGUGCUGGGGCUGCCCUUCUUCUACGAUCAGUUCCUGAAUGUGGAGCGGGCCAGGCAGGCGGGCUUUGGCCUGGGCCUCGAUCACCGAUCAAUGAGCCAGCAGGAAUUCCAGCUGACCAUCCAGCGCCUGCUCGAGCAGCCACAAUUCGCGGAGAGGGCACAGCAGAUGUCCGCCCGCUAUCGCGAUCAGCCGAUGAGUCCCCAGGAGACGGCCAUCUGGUGGACGGAGUAUGUGCUGCGGCACAAGGGUGCACCGCAUAUGCGUGUGGCUGGGCAGGACCUGAACUUCUGGGCCUAUCACAGUAUCGAUGUUCUGGGCACCCUGCUAGCUGCUGCUCUGUUGCUCCUAAUACUUUUGGUGUUUCUUUUGUGGCAGUUGGCCAAGCUGGCGGGCUUGGGUCACUCAAAGGCGAAAAAGCAAAAGAAACAGUAGCAAGUAAUCGGAAUAUUGGAAUAAAAGAGAAUACACAAUGCA